CUAUUACUACCUUGCGGGGGAAGCUAAUGCAAAAAAAAAAGAACUAUUACUACCUUAGCCGGACUGCGGAGCACUGACGCACUUCCUUCUGAUUCACCGUUCUCUAUCUCUCUCCAAAAGGCUUCAUUCCUUCUAGAUAUGGCGGGGAAGCUAAUGCACGCCGUUCAAUACGAUAGUUAUGGUGGAGGAGCUGCUGGUUUGAAGCAUGUUGAAGUUCCAGUCCCUACUCCAGAGAAAGAUGAGGUUUUGCUUAAGUUGGAAGCAACUACUCUAAAUCCAAUUGAUUGGAAAAUUCAAGAGGGCGUGUUGCGGCCUCUUUUGCCUCGUAAAUUCCCUCACGUUCCCUGUACUGAUGUGGCAGGAGAAGUUUUAGAGGUUGGUUCAGGAGUAAAAAAUUUCAGAACUGGUGAUAAAGUUGUUGCUAUGCUUAGCCAUGCUACUGGAGGUGGACUAGCUGAGUUUGCAGUGGCUAAGGAGAGCUUGACAGUUGCAAGGCCACCUGAAGUUUCAGCAGCAGAAGCAUCAGGCUUGCUAGUUGCCGGUCUUACAGCUCAUGAGGCUCUCACUAAGACUGCUGGGAUCAAGCUUGAUGGGAGCGGCGAGCAUGCUGACAUCCUGAUAACUGCUGCCUCAGGUGGUGUAGGUCACUAUGCAGUUCAGCUGGCAAAGCUAGGAAACGCACAUGUGACAGCCACUUGUGGAGCCCGUAACAUGGAAUUUGUAAAGAGUUUGGGGGCUGAUGAGGUUCUUGAUUACAAGACUCCAGAAGGGGCAGCUCUGAAGAGCCCAUCUGGGCGGAAAUAUGAUGCAGUGAUCCACUGUACCAGCGGGAUUCCUUGGAGUACUUUUGAGCCUAACUUGAGUGAAAAUGGGAAGGUUAUAGAUAUCACUCCUGGCGUUAAUACCAUGAUAACUUGUGCUGUAAAGAAAGUCACCUGCGCCAAGAAACAGCUAGUGCCUCUGAUUCUGACUGCCAAGGCUGAGAACCUGGAUUAUCUUGUUAAACAGGUGAAGGCAGGGAAGCUCAAGACAGUUAUCGACUCAAAGCACCCCUUGAGCGAGGCCGAAUAUGCGUGGGCUAAGAGUAUUGGAGGCCAUGCUACUGGGAAGGUCAUUGUCGAGCCUUAAAUGGAUAUAGUGUCCUUAAACUGUUAAAAAUAUUUACUUGCCAAUGUACAGGUUGCAUGUAUGAGCCAUGUAGAUUCAAAGACAUGGAUUGUACGGUGAAAUAAGCUUGCCCUCAGACAUUAUACGUUUGUAUCCUGCUUUGUGUUUUACUCUUCAUGUGUGUAAAUGAUAAUGUGCUAUAGUAUGACUUUGAUGCUUCAAACGACGUUGUAUUUGAAAGGCAUUAUUUGUAGUGAUGGUUGUGAACC
Manihot esculenta (cassava) is the source of this 1376-nucleotide messenger RNA. Its product is annotated as chloroplast envelope quinone oxidoreductase homolog. The transcript is spliced from 4 exons. The record is from RefSeq and is a predicted model, not a curated record. Gene Ontology annotation, molecular function: oxidoreductase activity. Lineage: Eukaryota; Viridiplantae; Streptophyta; Magnoliopsida; Malpighiales; Euphorbiaceae. Bases 139 to 1128 code for a protein of 329 amino acids.